AUGUCAUUUAUCGUCAUUUCAGAGCAUCACAGAUGUGAUUCCUGCCGCAAAAUUUAUAAACGCAAGCAUACAUGUUUUGGGCGUUCACAUAGACGACCGAAAGGCCUCGUGCUUUUAAACCCAGGGUCAAAAUUUGAUGGUCAAAGUCAUGGGGUGAACAGUCAAAGGAGGCAAAAUUUGUCGGGCAAUAGAGUCAAACCGCAGCCAGAUCUGGAAAGUUCAGACCGAAUCUGGCCAUGCGAAGGGUCAAAGACGCUGGCAAACGGCACGGCAGAUUAUCUCACACAACGUGUCCUGAUGACUAGCCGAGUUGACUUUGACAAUUUUCAGUUAGCGCCAUCGAAUGCUGCGUAUUUGGACCUCAGCCAAGAGUGGAGUUGCGCGUCGGCCAAGCAACUUUUACAACUACGUGCUAGGGUCACCCAUCGGCACAGCAUUUUAAUGCGGCUCAGCGGUGACAUCAAGGGCUCCGAGAAUACCAUUAAAUCAUUCUUAUCUAGCCUGAAUGCCGGACCUACUUGCUCCGCUUUGUCCGAGGAUCUUGCGGCUCUAUAUCUUUCACAGGCGAUGAACCACAUAUACAACUUUAAUUUUCAUGAAUCACAUAGAGAAGUUAAGAAGUGGACGCCUAAUGCAUCAGGAGGGCAGGAGCGCCUGCUUUGGGACCUGAUACUUUGUGUCGGCCGCAUCAUGCGAGGAGAAGGACGGUUCGAAGAGUCGAAGAUUUGCUUUGACACUUGUCUUUCAACUCCGGGCCUGCGCGAAUCUAAACGUCUCCUCGUUCGAUCCGCUCUUGCCGAUCUCUACUGUGAGCUGGACUAUCUACAGAUGGGGAAGCAGAACUUUUGUCUCUCUCAGGCAAAUGCAAUGGUGGAAUUGGAAAUUAAAAGAUUAAGGCUAUCGUCCGGUCAGCACCGCAAAGGAUUUCGGCGCUUACUUCUUUCCCUAACGGAGGUUAGAAUCAGGCAGGGACGGCACCGAGACGCUGACCUCUUGACCAGAGAGUUGAUAAUUAUUUAUGACAACAUCAGGGAACCGGACAUCGUGGACCGACUUGGCCAUGUCCGGGCGCUCAUUGCCUUUGCGCGUCUCGCUCCAUCGCCCGAGGAUGCAUUGAAGAGGUGGAAAGAUGUUCUACUCUGGAAUAAAUUCUACAAUCCUUUAGAGGAAGAAGUUUUCACCUGCGGUGUGGUCUACCUAUUUCUUUGCAUUACAUGGUACAAACUUGGUGAUAUUGACAAGAGCAAGCAAUGCCUUCAAAACGCGGUGCAAGUGAUUGAGCGGAAACAGCGUCAGUUUUUAAUCCCGGGGAUCGGGACCUAUCUCUUUCAUGAUGUGUGUGAUCAGGUAUAUUCUGAGAUAUGGCGGUUGGGAGAUUCCACAGCAGCGUUGCACAGCCGACUCCAGCGAUGUCUAGUCUACCCAACAGCCACCGCGCCAGUCGCAGUAAACAGGACCGGCUAA
Messenger RNA from Blastomyces gilchristii SLH14081, 1464 nucleotides. RefSeq lists its product as uncharacterized. NCBI's taxonomy places the organism in Eukaryota, Fungi, Ascomycota, Eurotiomycetes, Onygenales, Ajellomycetaceae. Bases 1 to 1464 code for a protein of 487 amino acids. The record is from RefSeq and is a predicted model, not a curated record. The transcript has 2 exons.